This is a messenger RNA of Aedes albopictus (Asian tiger mosquito), 5146 nucleotides long. Its product is annotated as protein fork head. Gene Ontology annotation, biological process: anatomical structure morphogenesis; cell differentiation; regulation of transcription by RNA polymerase II. The transcript has a single exon. The record is from RefSeq and is a predicted model, not a curated record. Bases 2810 to 4123 code for a protein of 437 amino acids. Gene Ontology annotation, molecular function: transcription factor binding; RNA polymerase II cis-regulatory region sequence-specific DNA binding; protein domain specific binding. NCBI's taxonomy places the organism in Eukaryota, Metazoa, Arthropoda, Insecta, Diptera, Culicidae.
AGUGUUUUGUUUCUUGUUCGACAAAAUAAUUACGCACGCAGCUUAUAUGCUGAAACUGUCAGCGAUGACUGUAGGACAGUGUAACGGAGUAAAGUUCCGAAGUGACCGGCAAUGGAAGUUUUCAUGUAUGUUCAAGUUAUACAGCAGAUGAGAUAGCUACGUACAUAUUCUCAAAUAGCUUUGAAUGAGUAAAAUGAAUGCAAUCGAAAAGUACAAGACAGGACAAUUUCAAGACACUUAAUUUAAAAUCUUAGAAAACUUAAUCGAGGUUUAUGUUUCCAAGAUUUUCACAAUCGAGUAGUCUUCAGUAGUCUGGUGAUUUGAUUCAGCUCCAACUCAGAAUCAGAACUAAAACGAUAGAAGUUUUUUUCUGAUAUCGACCAGGGCAAUUUACCUAGAAAACACCUAAAAACCUCAAUAUUUAUCAUGUCAGUCAAGUUGCAUACUGCUCGUUUCUGUAGAAACUUCAGUAGCUUUCAUACGUUCCUCCACCGCUCUGUGUAGAGACUUAAUUAUCAAAACACGAUUCAAACAUCCGAACCAAAACAGUUUAUUUUCGGAUAUGGGUUCGUUGUAGCAGCCAAAAACUGAAAUGAAAGCUUGUUUCCAUCUCGUCACAUCCAUCAACUAAAGCGCAAAGCACUCUCAAUCGAUGGGUACUACAGUGGCUUCCCGUAUUGCUCGGAUGUGCUGAAUGAAGACCUCCCAUCUGUGUCUCCAUUGCUGCAUUCAGAACACCAUGCAAUCUCAAUCAAGUCGCACAAAAUCAGCCUCCAGUGUACCAGUCAGUGUACAUCAGUGUCGCACACAGUGUGCGACGAAGGAUUGCUCGCUACACAACGAAACGUAUCGUUGUGUACCGCACAAUGGUGCGUACCAACACACGCGCGCUCAUGAUGGUAGUGCUAGUGGUGAAUUCCAUUCUCCUCGGGUGGUGAAUCAGGGACCUUCCUUUGCUGUCUCUUUGGCUGGUUCUCUCUCGUUCGUUCGUUCGUUGCGUUGGAAUUGCGAUUGGUCGGUGACCGAGUCGGCGAGAGCGGGACGCCAUCAUCAAAUGCAUUCGGUUCACUCUCGCAGCCGAGAUGAGUCCCAGCCUGCCAGCCUGCCAGCAGCCGCCCGUCCGAGAGGGUAUGAGAUUGGAUAAUGUGUCGUUAAUGUCGGUACCAAUACACGCGUGCAGUGCCGUGUUCCGUCACGCAAGAGGAGGAUGUGUGUUUAAAGUUUAGCUGGGUACUUCAGUCGAAUAUUGUUUGAAAGCCAAAUAGUAGUUAUUCCCCUCUGCAAACAGUCACAUCUUGUUAUUCAGGAGAGGCAAGCAGACAAAGUUUGUUCAACAUUAUAAUAUAUAAACAUAAUAUAAUAAUAAAGCACCCGCGCGCGCGAGCUGACGCGUUUUCCUCGGGAAUUCGAGGGCGUCGCCGAUUAGGGAUUUUCCUGGUGGACGGACGGCGAGAUUUUCCAAGCGGGAUUAUCGAGUAUUUUGGAGCUAUUUGCGUGAGUCUCGUGGAGUGCGAUUUUGUAUGAGCGUGCGGCAGUGGCUCCACGGGAGGCGGGAAUACAAGAGUGCUUUGAGUGAGCAGCCCUACCGAAGGAUCUGCUGGGGCAUAUGUGUGAAGUGUUUUCGUGAAAAUUUCGGACAUUUUUCAAACACUUAUGCAGCAGCUCGGUGGACACUCGUCGUGUGUGAGGCAAGAACGAGCACUGGAACCGUCGUCGCCGAGAAGCUGAACCGUCACGCACGCACUGAAUACGCACGUAGUGAUCCUUGCUGGUGGUAGUGAUUCACCGUCAGAGAGUCCUUCAGAUUGGGGCAUCGGGUGCUUCGGAUGCCAUAUUACCAUCUCGCGUGGCCCGGAGAGAAGCGCACAUAUUUGCUUUUCCAAUCAGUAAAACGACACUGGUGUUUGGGUUGCAACGAGUCAACAUCGGACCGAGCUAAGGGAAGGAGCCAUCGUCGUUGUUUUCCAGCGUAGUGGCGCAACCCCGAAAAACGUUUAAGCCUUGAGCCUCAAGUUGAGUUGCUGCGACGUCGAUACCUGUUGAAACUCUCCCAAGGGGAACGGAUUCUGGUGCGGCAUCGUGUGUCUCUGUGUGCUCUGUGAGUUUGUUUGCCAGCGGUCCUGUGAACUGUGAAGAAGGACUUUGGGGUGCGCUAGGGAGUCCAUCUGGGGGCCUCGAGAACGGCCGGUGUACAAGAAGUUAAGUUUUUGUGUCCACACAAAACUCGUCCAUCUCGGUGACAUCGACGGCGAGCGACACUUUGUGUUUGAUUUAGGAAGGGAAUCGACUAUUAAACGUUCGGUGUGUUUAAGGUGCGGAAGUGAAUAGCCCCCCAGAAGGGGUCCAAGAAUAUUACCAAACUACUCCGUUUUCUGCACAUGGUGUACCCGAGGAAGUGGAUUGUGUGAUUGCCGUCCUACUGACGACCGAGUACGGGAGGAUGUUUGUGUGUUCCUCAAUUGUUUGUGUUUAUUAUUGAACUUCGAAUUACAUAGGCUGAUGCAGUUCCCUUCUGUUUUGGAAGCCGAAGGAAUACGUCGGAAUGAUAACGCUAGACAGUGUGUGAACUAAUAAACAAAGCGAAAUUGAACCUUGAUAACCAGUCAGUGUAGUAUUGGAGUGAUAAACAAUUUCGGUGAUGGCAUUCAGGAAUGUGAAACGCUCGGUAUGAGCGAUUGAAACCGAGGGAUGAUUGAACUGUUGCUCACAGACAACUGUUUUAAAUGAGACGAUUUUGAUUGAUGUAUACGAGCGCGGCUUAGACAAAGUUUUCAAGUGAUAACAUAGCGUAGACUACAGUGCAGUGAAAAUGCAAAAGCUCUAUCCGGAAACAUCGAUCAACAGCAGUAUGGCUGGUGGAAACAUGAGUCCGAUGGCGUCUACAUACAGUAUGAACAGUAUGGGCAUGACGGUGGGUGGAAUGACUUCGGUUUCACCGCAAGGUGGAUCUUACGGUGCUGGAGUGCUUGGAAGCCCAGGGAUGCCAGGAAUGGGAGCCGCUAUGAACACCAUGUCCAGUCAAUGCCUUUCAUCGGCUCCGAUUGGAUACAGUUCUAUGGGGUCACCAAUAACCAACAUGGGUUCCUGUAUGGGAGGCAACGGUAUGAGCUCGAUGGCUGCGAUGUCCGGAUAUUCCAGCGUAGCUGGUAGUCGAGAAGUGCUUGGUGAUCCUGGAUCUCCGAAUUCAGCAGCUCUCCAGCGAGUGAGAACAGAAAAACCUACGGCAGCUUUCCGACGGAAUUACACUCACGCAAAACCGCCAUACUCAUACAUCUCCCUCAUCUCAAUGGCCAUCAAGAACAACCCACAUCAAAUGCUUACUCUAGCGGAAAUAUAUCAGUUUAUUAUGGAUCUGUUUCCAUUCUAUAGACAGAACCAACAGCGAUGGCAAAAUUCAAUCCGACACUCGCUUAGCUUCAACGAUUGCUUCGUCAAAGUGCCCCGAACUCCGGACAAACCCGGUAAAGGUUCCUUCUGGACGUUACAUCCUGACUCUGGUAACAUGUUUGAGAACGGAUGUUAUCUUCGGCGGCAGAAGCGCUUCAAGGAUGAGAAGAAAGAGAUUUUGCGUUCGAUGCACAAGAGCCCAGCGCACAGUAUGGAUGCUACUAGUCCGGAUAAGAAAGACCCUCAUGAUGAUCAUCAUCACCAUCACCGAGACCACUCUAACCACAAACUGACCGUAGAUUCUCACGGAAUACUGAAUACUGGCCACGGCAAGGAUACCGACGCGCUUGCGAUGCUGCAUGCUACCGCUGACCUUUGUCUGGCUCAGCAGUCGCACUCUCAGCACGCACCCCAUCACCAGCAGCUUCAGCAAGAGGAAUUGUCUGCCAUGGUGAAUCGAUGCCAUCCAUCGCUACUCAGCGAUUACCACUCGAUGCACCUCAAGCAGGAACCUCCCGGUUACACGCCCUCUAGUCAUCCGUUCUCCAUCACCCGAUUACUACCGACGGAGUCCAAGGCUGACAUCAAGAUGUACGACAUGAGUCAGUACGCCGGCUACAACGGCCUUAGCCCUCUACAGAACUCGCACGCGGCAGCCGCCGCCCUAGGGCAGGACUCGUACUACCACCAGAGUCUCGGUUACCACCACGCAUCAGCCGGAACCACCAGCUUGUGACAUCAGUACCCGUUGGCAUAAGUGAAACUUAGGAACUACUACGGUUGCUACGGAGCCAACGGUAACAGCAGCGUUCAUCAGUCCAACAUCAGCAGUAACGGAAACAACGGUAAUUCUAUCAGUAGAUCAUCCUGUAGUAGCAGUGCCGACGCUGACCCUAAUUUCCCAUUCUGAAUCCAGACUUCGAGACCGCUUGAAACGAAUCCUCCUACGCUCCUCUCCAGAAACACCCAAACACGACCGGAUCAGCGAAACAUUGUUUACAGGCGGCGUCAAAAUAAACAGUGAAAAGUUUACACCUAACGCUUUUAGUAAUAUUUUGCCAAAUUUUGCCGAGCUGAAGGGUCCAGCAAAAUUUUUUGCUGAAGUUUCAGCAAAGUUUGCUGAAUUUCAGCAAAACGAUACUGGUGAUCAGCAGAGUUCACUGAACAAAUCAGCAAAACUUUGCUGAAUAUCAGCAAUUUUUUGCUGAAACCUUCAGCUCGGAAAAAUUCAGCAAAAUUUUGCUGAAAUCCUUAAUCGAUUUCGGGUGUGUACGGUAGAUUAGGUUUCCUUGAUGGCCAAAUUAUUCUUUCAAAAGGUUUUGCUGUGGUGUAUUCGGAGGUGUCAGACUUUGAGGUAAAUUGUCUCUAUUGUUCUGCUACUGGUUUCGCUCUCUGUUCUCAAUUAUCAACACGUUCGUUUAGUCUUCUUCAUGUUCUAGUUGAAGACACCGUUGCUUAUUGCUUAUAAUCCAAGGCCGCUUCAGUAAUUCGGAAAUCUAGCUUCGCUUUCAUUCCGACCCAGUCUGUCCCCGGUCAAAAAGAAGCAACGCACUGAAAACCGGUAUUCAGAAACAAGUGCUCGUCGGUCGGUCGUGCUCAUGAUUUCGGAUCCACACGCGUUCCGCCUCGCCAAAAUGUCUCGAAAGGUUCGUCCACCCGGACAGGCACACUUCCGUGCGUCGUCAAAACGAUCAAUGCUGGGCUCGCCGUGUGCUCUCCGAGAGGCUUAUUUGUCUUUUGUAAGUGUGUGCUUUCGUUC